AUGGCACUACCUUCAGCCGUCGUUGAGGAGGGUGUGAGCACAGUGUUCUCGUACAUCUCAACCAAGGUCGAAGACAAGGCGUCCAGAGCAGACACAAUCGCAAGGCUCGAGAUUGCACUCGCUCGCUUGGACAUUGCCCUUGAGAAGACAGGGAGGAUACCAAUCACAUACGUGUCCUUGCUACGUAGUAGGAAGGAUAUCAAGGGAGUCUAUAUGGAGGGGACAGAACUGCUCAACAAGCACAAGAAGCCGCAGAAUGAGAACGAUGGCCACGUGGUGGUAAGGAGUUCCUCCUACCUUCAAUGGAUCGCCGAUAGGGCUGCAAACUUCUCCAUCUCUUCUCUUGUUGGCUUGGGCAAGGAGAAGUUGAGUUCCUCCGUUGCCCAAAAAUUUGAGAGGUAUGCAGACUGGGCUGAAAAGUUUGUAGCAGAGGUGGAGUCCGGCUGCCCACUCCGUCUUGACACCUUCCGCUAUCCAUUUCUUAAGCAUCUUCUUGAAGGGGAAAAGUCUCAGGACACUUUCCAUUCCUAUGUUCUUCCACCCAGUUACAUCAAAGAAAAAUAUGGACAUCUCACAGAUUUAAUCCGCCCCGAUCCAAUAUGUUGCAAUGGAAAUAGCUGCGGAACUCUAGCUAAGAAUUCUUCAAUCGAAAUUCCGGAGCCAGUUAUUCUUGUCUAUUUUAGUUGCUGUAUUUCAGCGCCCAAAAACAGCUUGCGUAACGCACCUCUGGUUCUGGACGGGAUUUUUGUGCCUCAUGUGUCUUUGUACUCCAACGAUGAGAUGAUUCGUAUUCAGUAUGGAGGCAAACAGGAAAAUAGAAGCGGUGGUAGUGUGCAACAACUGGAGGAGAUAGCAAGAUCAGAUGCGCUCGAUUAUUUGGUCCAUGAACCAGAACCCACGGAUUAUGCUCUGUGCUGGUUAUCCACGCAUGGUGUUGCAUUCGUCACACUGAAGGCCAUGCCAAGACCCAGCCGGAGGGUUUCUAAGAGAAAGCGGUAG
Messenger RNA from Miscanthus lutarioriparius, 999 nucleotides. Lineage: Eukaryota; Viridiplantae; Streptophyta; Magnoliopsida; Poales; Poaceae. The record is from the annotation of a GenBank genome assembly.